AUGUACAAGGCUAUCAUCCUGCCGACGCUGCUGUACGGAGCGGAGACUUGGACAGUAUUCACAAAGCAGGCACGUCGACUGAACCACUUUCACCUCAGUUGUCUCCGUCACAUCCUGAGGCUGAACUGGCAGGAUCGCAUCCUCGACACUGAUGUGCUGGAACGGACGGAAAUCCUCAGCAUCUACGCCAUGCUGAGACAAAUGCAGCUGCGCUGGAGCGGCCACCUGGUGCGCAUGGACGAUGAGCGACUACCCAAACGACUCUUCUACGGAGACGUCGCGACGGGCUCUCGUCGUCAAGGAGGCCAAAUUCGUCGAUACAAGGAUACUCUGAAGUCCUCCCUGAAGCAUCUGCAAAUUAACCCGACCAACUAG
Molecule: messenger RNA, 375 nt
Organism: Spirometra erinaceieuropaei
Lineage: Eukaryota; Metazoa; Platyhelminthes; Cestoda; Diphyllobothriidea; Diphyllobothriidae
Source: the annotation of a GenBank genome assembly